AUGAUUGGUCAAGCUGGCGCAGGAUCUACAGGAUGCCAAGCAGGCUGUGCAGCGAAAAAGGCAAGGGGGGAAAGGGAUACAUUCAUGAGGGUUCCACCCGAAGACCGAAGGCAGAGAGAGGGAGAGGGAGAACAUCCAAUGGAACAAUUUCGAAACCAGCUGCAGCAAAAGCAAUUCCCUACUAACAACCUUCCUCCUACAAAAGAGACACCAGCAGAUAGGAGCAGCAAAAGCUGCGUGCUACUGUUCUUCGCGGAGUCAAUCGCGGAGUCGACUGGCUCCAGUUAUGGGGAGAUUAACCCCCAUCCACAUCCUUUGCAACGUCCAAUCCUGGGGGCGGAACGGCUGGACGGCGUGUGGCUUUCCCCAAACGCGCCUGCAAGGGCCUGCAGACAUGCAGCAUACUGGUGUAUGUGUCACAGGAUAAUGGUGGUGGUAACGGUUAACGAGAAGAAGCGCAUCCUCCGAUCCCGGUCGUGGUCGCGGACUCACUGCCAAAUUCCGGAACACGAAGGAAGGCGCAAAGAAAUUUCGAGGAAUGCUGGUUUGCCCCAGUUGCGAACCGCAAGGGAGGGCGAAAGAACCAGUCCAACCCUUGCGGCAUCCACUAAUGAGAUGGCAACUGGGGAGGAGGGAGGGGGCGCUUUCGGCCCGCCCCCCAAGUGGUCGAAAUUUGGCCAGUUCCGAGGGUCCUCACGCCUUUGUGGAUUGGUGGUACAAAACCCCCCCACCCCCCCAUACACACACGCACACGCACAACUAAUCAAUCAGCCAAUCCCGGCAGAGGUUGAUGAGCAACGUGUUUCCUAUUUGAGGUUGGCGCCUGUAAACGCUGUGCUCACGAGCAUGGCCCUCGGGGCGUCUUUUCCAGGCCUUGGCGCGAUAGGGGCCAUAUCGUUUCAAAGUCCUUCUCCUUCUCUUUACUCCCUUUGGUCAAGUGUCAUUCUGGGUGGCGGAUGGAUCAUGAUGUUGAGUUCUAGAAUGACAUGGACCUUUUUCUCACCAGUGCAUUCUGAUCGGAUGUUGUUGUACUACCACGUAGUCCUUGUCAAGAAAGGUUUAUACGUCAGCACUAGGAAGAAGCCAUACAGAAGGUUCCAUGGAGUGACACGGCAGGCGAAGACUCGAGCAGGCGUACAAGAUCUACGCCUCCCUUGA
Messenger RNA from Aspergillus niger, 1158 nucleotides. RefSeq lists its product as hypothetical. Bases 1 to 1158 code for a protein of 385 amino acids. The record is from RefSeq and is a predicted model, not a curated record. The transcript has 9 exons. Lineage: Eukaryota; Fungi; Ascomycota; Eurotiomycetes; Eurotiales; Aspergillaceae.